GCCAAAUCAAAUCCACACAUUGCUCCCAAAAUGACCGACGGAUCUCCUGCCAAAAAAAGAAGCAUUUCGCAACAAGACGCCGCCGCCAAAAAAGCCAAGACCGACUUGCCGCUGGACGCCGAAAUCGCUGUCAAUGCCCUGGCGUCCGACAGCACUAGCACUGGGCACAGGGCCUCGUCUUUGGCCGAUGAUGGGGCGCCACAAAAAACCACCAGCACGGCGGAAAAAGAACAAAACAACCCGGCGCCCCUUUCUGCAGACGCCGACAAACCCGUUUUCGGCACCACCGCGCUGCCCGGCUCGGCAAAGCCGGUGUUUGGCGCCGCCAGUACUUUUGGCAAUGCCUCGAUUUUCGACCGGAUGAAAAACAACACCAAUGUGUUUGAUGCCGCUGCCAAGCCCUCGGAAGCGGCCCAGGAGCAGGCUGCCCCUGCCACGCUGUCUUUUGGCAGUUUCGGCGGCUCUUUCGGCGCCGGGUCCAAGUUCUCCAAUGCGCUCCAGAAGGCGUCGCAAAAGAAGUCUUUCCUUGACGAGCCGAAGGAAACCGACACCGACAAAGAAGUCUCUCUGGGCCCUUCCUCACAGCAAUACAAGCAGGUGGACUUGAGCGAGAAGAAAGUCGAAACGGGCGAGGAAAACGAGAAGUCCGUGUACUCGGCCACGGCCAAGUUGUUUGAGUUGGAUCUCUCCAACAUCAGCGAGGGCUGGAAAGAAAGGGGCCGCGGCCCCGUCCACGUGAACCAGGCCAUCCAGGACCCGGCCCAGGCGCGCUUGGUCAUGCGCUCCAAUGGGUUGUUGCGUGUGAUUUUGAACUACAAAAUCUCGCAGACCACCACGCUCCUCAAAGGCUUGGAGGCCAGUCUUUCGCCGGGCAAGUUCUUGCGCAUGACCGCGGUGUCUGCGGAGGGCAAGCCGGUGCAGUACAUGCUCAAGUUUCUGAGCGAGGAGAUCCGAGAUGCGCUCGUGGACAAGGUUUCUGAGCUCAAAGAGCAAAUCAAGCUGGCGGCCAGUCCCAAGCCGGAGACGGCCGCACAGCCGCCGGCCACGGGGUUCCGCUUCAUUUCUGACUCUAGCGAAAACGAGGCCGGGGGCGAGAAUACCACGUUGCAGAGGCUCAGUACCAAUGUGGAUCCUGGGAACGAGUAGAGCGGAGACCAGUUGCGAGAGGCGAUUCGCAAUGGGUGCGGGAGGCUCUACUGGAGAUGCUACGGGAGGAGGUAUGCAGAUGUGAAUGCGAUUGAUUGUCGUGGAAAGAAUGAGAAAGCCAAAACAAGGCGCUAGGAUUGAGUCAAGUGCGAGGACCGGAAGGAGUCGCUGGCAUUGAUUGAUAGUCUGGACAAAAUUAUGAGGAACGGUCCUGGGAUUGAAGCUGGUGAUGGUAUGGAAAAAAUCAUGAGGGCGGUCCUGGAAUUGAACCAGGUGAUAGUCGGGACAAGAAAGUGUGAAACGGUUCUGAAAUUAAACCAGGUGAUAGUCUGGACAAGAUCAAUAUGAAUGGUCCUAUUGAACCAGUCUGGACAAGAUCAAGAGGAACGGUCCUGGAAUCGAGUCAAGUGAUAGU
This is a messenger RNA of Metschnikowia bicuspidata var. bicuspidata NRRL YB-4993, 1561 nucleotides long. RefSeq lists its product as uncharacterized. Bases 31 to 1146 code for a protein of 371 amino acids. Gene Ontology annotation, cellular component: cytoplasm; nuclear pore. Gene Ontology annotation, molecular function: GTPase activator activity. NCBI's taxonomy places the organism in Eukaryota, Fungi, Ascomycota, Pichiomycetes, Serinales, Metschnikowiaceae. Gene Ontology annotation, biological process: protein import into nucleus. The transcript has a single exon. The record is from RefSeq and is a predicted model, not a curated record.